Caenorhabditis remanei is the source of this 924-nucleotide messenger RNA. RefSeq lists its product as uncharacterized. Bases 1 to 924 code for a protein of 307 amino acids. Gene Ontology annotation, molecular function: protein binding. NCBI's taxonomy places the organism in Eukaryota, Metazoa, Nematoda, Chromadorea, Rhabditida, Rhabditidae. The transcript is spliced from 2 exons. The record is from RefSeq and is a predicted model, not a curated record.
AUGGACACUGAAAAAUGGUCUAUCGAAGUGGAGAGCAAGUUGAGAAUCACCGGAAAUCGAGGAGCACUCGACACGAAUAACAACUCGAUGCAAUUCUCCAAUUGGUUGCCAUCGUCAAAACUGCAAAAAUUGCAGAAAUUAGUGGGAUACGAUUGUUUGAAGGAGCAUAGUGCGGAUGGAAAGUGUGUGGUAGAAAUCGAAAUGAGUAUCCAAAAAGUGGAAUUCAAGGAGAUCGAUAUUGUGAGCGGCUGUGAGAGUUUGAAACUCUAUGAAGAUGAUAAAGAUCUUGUCAGCUUGAUUGUGGAGAAGAAUCGAAAAGUGAAAGUGGAGAGGAAGCUUCUCUGCGCAAAAUCAAAGUUCUUUGAGUCAAAAAUGUCAGCGAAACGCUACGACGCGUUUCAGCUGGACAACACGACUCUUGUGGAGCUCAAUCAGUUAUUGGCGGCCCUGCGAAACCAACCGGACUCCAUAACAGACGUCACUAUUGAUACAGUUUUGAAACUGGCGGAUCGAUUCGAGAUGGACUCGCUUAUCGAGAAUUGUGAGAAGUUUUUGAUCGCUAAAUCUGCAAAACGGCCGAAGACGUUGGCUAGAAUUGCCGUGGAUUAUCAAUUGGGACAGUUGAAGGCCCACCUCCGUCGAAAUCGUCCCAACUCCGCAGUCACGCCACUCACAUUCGCCUGUGAUACAAGACAGUCAAAAAUAGAGAAACUCGAAGAAGCACUCAUCUGCACAGUAUGCUACGAUAUGUUCAAAGAGGAGCCGAAGACUCUGGAUUGUGGACACGUCUUCUGUGAAGAGUGCAUUCGCGGAUUCAACUCUCCUAUCAUUCGGUGCCCCAUGUGUCGAAAAGUCGUUGAUGCUACCGUAGCCACACCGAAUUAUGUGUUGAAACGAGUGCUGGAAGUGAUGAAGAUGUCUUGA